GGGUCCGCGCUGCGGUCGCUUCGCACCCCUGGCCCGGGGCGAUGCCCGCACGCGGCGGGCUGGGGUCUCGGACGUGACGUGAGCUGGGAGCGGACGGUCCCUGCCCCCCCCCCCGCCUGUAUAAUGGGCCUCGAGCCGCCGCCGGGAGAUGCUGCUGGUGCCGCAUGACCAAAGGGCGGGGAGCGCUCGGCCGCCGCGCCCGGAGCCGCCGCAGGAGGCGGCCGCGGCGAGGUUGGGGCCGCGAUGGCCGAGGAGCCGGCGCUGAGCCCGGAGUCGGUGCUGCGGUUCCUGGCGGCGCGGGGCGGGCGGGCGCGGAACGCGGAGCUGCUGGAGCAUUUCCGGGGCUGGCUGAGCCCGCCGGAGCCGGAGCGCCGCGCCCGGGCCCGCCAGCGCUUCAAGGAGCUGGUCAACGCCGUGGCCACCGUGCGCCUGGAGCCCGGCUCCGGCGCCAAGUACGUUCAGCUGCGGCGGCGCUACCGGCCCGCGGGGCCCCCGGCUGCGGACCAGCAGGACUCGCCCCCCGCUGACCAGCGCUUCGAACCCGGCGGCAGCCAGGCCGCCGCCGCCCCCCUCCAUCCCCCCGCGGCGCCCGGGCCCGAGCCGCUGUCGAGCAUCGCGGACGCCGCCCCCCUCCAUCCCCCCGCGGCGCCGGAGCCGCUGCCCAGCAUCGCGGUGACCCCUGACGAGGAGGCGGACUCGGCACAGCGGAGCCGGGACUCCUCGCCUCGUCCCGGGGAGCAGCCGGGGGAGACCGCGCCCGCUGCCCCGGGGAAGCCGGGCCCCGAGGAUGGGGCGCUCCAGGGAAAGGGUCCCCCCAGCUGCCCGCAGCAGCCGCCUCAGGCGGGGAGCAGGAGCGACUUGCCCCGGUUGGGCCAGGCGCCCCCGGGCGGCGGCAGGAAGAGGAGCUCGCGGCGCAAUGUGCCCCGGGGGCUGCAGCCGGGGCACGGCGGGGAGGAGCCGGGUCCCCCUGCCCGGCUUGUCGAAGAGGAGGGGGGGGCCGAGGCCGGUUCCGGCUCCCCUUGCUCGCCGGGCAGCUCCGGCGGGGGCGCCACGCCCAGGGCCAGCCGCAAGAACUUCCGCGAGUUGAUGAUGGGCAGCUCCCCGCAGCUGAAACGCAGCUUCUUCCCCGGGGCCCCCCGAGCCCGCGGGGGGGACUCGGACAGCGCCUCGCUGGCCUCCUCCUCCGCCGAGGAAGAGAGCGGCGCGGGCAGCUCGGUAGCGCUGGACCCCCUGGAGCACGCCUGGAUGCUGUCGGCCGCGGACGGCAGGUGGGAGAGCCUGGAGGGGCUGCUGAGCUGCGAACCGGGGCUGCUCUCCAAGCGCGACUUCAUCACCGGCUUCACUUGCCUGCACUGGGCCGCCAAGCACGGGCGCCAGGAGCUGCUCGCCAUGCUGGUCAACUUCGCGCACAAGCAGCGGCUGCCCGUCAACAUCAACGCGCGCACCAGCGGGGGGUACACGGCGCUGCACCUGGCCGCCAUGCACGGCCACCUGGAAGUGGUCAAGCUGCUCGUGGGGGCCUACGACGCGGACGUGGAUGUGAGGGACUACAGCGGGCGCAAGGCCUCCAACUACCUGAGCCAGAGCAGCACGGAGGAGAUGCGGAGCCUGGUAGGGGCCCUGCAGGAGGAGGGCGAGGGCGCCGUGGGCAAUGGGAGCGGGCGCUGGAGACUCUCCAAGGUGCUCCCCUCCAACCUCAUUGCCUACAAACUCUCCCACCACCACCACCACCACCACCAGGGGCAGGGCGAGGAGACUGAGUCCAGCGAGGGAGCAGCAGCCCUGGGCAAGGGCAAGGAGAUGAGCAGGAAAGCCUCAAACAGCGGCAGGACGAAACCACGGCUCAACAAAAUCCGAUUCCGCACCCAGAUCAUCCACACCACCCCCUCUUUCAGGGGGGGGGAGGAGGAGGAGGAGGAGGAGGAACAGGAGGAGAAGCCACUGAAAACGUCCUUCAAACUCAGACCCAAAUCCAAUGUCUUCGGAUAAGCAGAGAGACAAGCAGUAUCUAAAUCAGGGGUGUGACAUGCUCCUGAACCCAUUGAACAUGUAGUGCAGAAGAGAGGUGGUGUUUGCAGCUGUGUGUGAGUGACCAUCCCUCAUCCAGACUUGUGCAUUCUUCAGGAGAUAAAGCAAAAUAUUUUGUUCUGAGUUUCAUUAAGUGCAACAUCUGCAGGGCUCUUGGGAUUUAGCAAUUUCCAGAAAAUAGCUGCUUCAAGCCAAGCAAUGGGGGCUCCCCAUACUUAAGAGCUGUUUCCUUGCAAGUACAGCCAGGGGCAGUGGGUCUGUAAAGAAGUACUAGGUAUGUAAAAUCUGUGGGCCUCCUCUUUUUAGAAGCUAGGCAUCAGGGUAUGGAAACAUGUAUUUAUACUUGGUUUUAAAGUGAGUUGGAGGGGAGACAAAAGAGAAUUCAAAACUUUACAUUUCGGUACCAUAUACAACUCUUCAUGGACAGCUAUCUAUUUAAGUUGGAUUUCCUCAAUACAUUCAUGUAUUUUUAAAGUCUCUCUUUUUCUAAUGGCAAUACCACAUGAUUAAAUAGUUAAGUACAACAUGUGACCGGUGUCAGGAUUUCUGUAGAUAUUUGGGCUCCAGUCCUCAAAGACUUACGAUCAGUCUUAACUUUAUCUGUUCAAAUGACAUAAUUCAAAUAUGGAAGUCAAUGGGAUGGCUAACAAAGGGUAUAGUUAAGCAUGGUGUAAGUCUUUGCUGCUUAAUUGAGGUACUACUGAACUCUAAUAGAGUUGGAAUGCUAAUGCAGAAUAUAGUAGCGUGAAUGAAAGGUCUUUAAUUUUUUGUACAUUGAAUAACUGCUAAUUAAGUUCUGUAUCAAAGCAAUUUUACUUUUAUAAUCACUGUGAAUUCUCAAAUACUAAGUCUAGUACCAUAUGAGUUAUUGAUCUUUGGUCUGUCUUGCCAACACUACACUAGAGUAAUAGCAACACGUUUACAGUUGAUUAUCUUUAUUCAUGUAAAAAUGUAGGUAAUUUUGCCAUACAUCUCAUCCAAGAAAAUACUUUUCCUUAGAAAGGAGUAUAGAUGAUAGUAUAGGAGAUCUUCAUAAAACUAAUAAGAUAUUGAAAUGCAGUAGUACUGUUCUAUGCAUUCAAUAACUGUGUGCUGUAGUAUCUACUAGCUCCUUCAGUGUCAUAUAUGUAGAAAUGCUUACAAACUGUGGUAGAGUGAAGGACCUAGGAACUCUUUUCUAAGGCCACCUGUGUCCCUGUUUGUUUGGUGUAUUGAGUAAAAGCUGCUUAAUGAGGCUUUCUGAUUAUUUUUUUUAAAGUAGUGGAGGCAACAUUCACAUUCUCUCUCUCUCUCUCUCUCUCUCUAGUAAAACUGAUUUAACUAAAAAUCAAAUCUUUAGUUUGAAACUUCAAAAUCCUUACUGUCUUACAAAAAAAAAUGUAUGGAAAUUCUCAAAGUAAUUGUUUUGGAAAUUCUCCACCUCAGACUGGUCUAUUCUAAAUUUGUUCUAUACAGUCUACAGUACUUUAUUGGUUUCUCUGCUGUUCAGGUCAGAUAAUCCUGCAAAUCUUGGAAGGCAUAGGCUAUUUUAACAUAAGGUUCUUCAAAAAGACCUGCAUCAUGGAUGCAGCUGGCCAUUGAAUCAUCUGUGCAUAAAUGUCAAAAUACUGCCAAUGAAAAAUGUUUCUAAGUUGCAGUUUCUUGUAAUCUUACCAAGAGUAUGACUUUAGAAAUGCAUAAAAUCUAAAUCUGAGGCAGUAGUUAACUGCAUGCUGCAAGGGCUAGAAAUCUGUGUAUAUAUGGAGAGUUUCUCCUGAAAGAUCUGUGCUUUCUCGUUUUGACAGGUUUCUGCAUUUUGGCGGCAAUAGCAUGAGUGCCUACAAUAGAUAAAUAAGUUAGAUGUGGGGGAGAGGACUUUGCCACAGAUCACUUCCCAAUAUUUGCAUGACUGUUGACCUUAGUAAGCUAUGAUAGUCACAUAGGUAGGCAAUUAAUACUAUGCCAAAUUGUUAUGAGAAAAACUGACCUUGAUGAGCAGUUCAAUCUAUUUUACACAUUAUUUAGGUUCAGGUCAUUGUUUUUGUUCAGAAACACUAAAAAUCAUGGGGAGGUGUUAAUUUUAUAAUAUAAAAUUCCAUGUGCCUUCACUUUUGGUUGUACACUACAAACAUGGGUAUAUUCAGUCCUGAAGAGCACUUUCGUUGAUAUGUAUAUGGGGCAGAGCUAACAGUUUGCCCUCAGCUUUUUCCUGCCAUAUAAUCUUGGUGCAACAAGAACUGGGUGCUUCAAAGGGGGAAGUGCACUUGAGAACUAGGUACUUGCUCCUUAAACUUUCUGCAGUGCAGAAAUAAAAUCUUUAUACUAGAUUUUCUGUAAAGCAAACUGAAGGCUUGUUACAUUUACAAGAUUCUAGCUUGAGGCUCCUUGAGCACUAUAUUCCCAAGUGGGCACACGCUUCAUGCUACUACCUAUUUCCAAAUCUUGACUACAUUAACCAUUAGCGUAGCAGUUAUGAAGCCUUGUGUAACUUUCAUUUUGACUGAGUCAGGGGUUGAGCUUUUCAAGUCUAGAUCUGAUAAAGAAUUGCACAAAAUAAAGAAUCUUGAAUUGGUAUUCUGUUGGUGAUCUUGGACGACUAUUCAUUUUGUGUUAUAAAUUUCAAUGGACAAUUUAGCUUAAUACCAAAAAAAAACCCUCAUUAAUAACUGGGAGAACCAGUAAAAAUUACUGAAAUUGACAAUUGGUAAAUGUGCAUCACGAUGUAAUUCACAGUUUAGUUUUAAUUUGAUAUUUCACAACACACUAGUAAAUGGCUGUAAUAUGUCUAAAAAAGUAAUGAAGUCUUAGUGGUAUGAGACCUUCCCACAACACUAGAAAAUCUGAGUUAUGGUGGCACAGGCUAUUGGUACACUAUGGUGAGUAAAAGUGCAAAAUUAGCAAGGUUCUACUGUAGUUAUUCCAAAUGACUAGCUAAUCAAAGUUCUGCUUGUGCUAUCGGACUAAAGACUUUUAUUUCACCUCUUGGCUUUCACAUUCCACUCCUUUUUAUUUGAGCUAAAACAAGUUUCUCUGUGGGGAAGGAGGUUACUCUUGGUACCCUUGUUUCAGGAUAUUCAUAGUCUACUGGUAUUCUUAAAUGUAUGUAUUUGAAUCGGCAAAUAUAUUGCUGAGGAAGAUGUGAAUUGAACUAAAACAAUUUGUAUGGUACAAAAAAACUGUAGCACUUACUAGUCUUUUUUUAAUGGUACACUUGAAAUAUUGAAUGUUUAUCCAUUAUUCAAUUUUUAUGAUAGUGUGAUGCAGCAAGCCUGUAACUUAACCAUUUGAUCACUUGUAUUGCAUCUUUGCCUGAAAUAUUAGAGGCCUGGAUGCCUGUCAGUUUUUAAUAUAAGUUUGUUUUUUUAUGGGUGUUUAUCUGAAUGGAUAUUUGAGCUAAGAAUCUGCAGAAGUCAAACUUUAAUUUUACUGAAAUAAACAAAUGCCAGUGA
Molecule: messenger RNA, 5456 nt
Organism: Dermochelys coriacea (leatherback sea turtle)
Lineage: Eukaryota; Metazoa; Chordata; Testudines; Dermochelyidae
Gene: SOWAHC
Product: sosondowah ankyrin repeat domain family member C
Exons: 1
Coding region: 244-1989 (581 amino acids)
Molecular function (GO): protein binding
Source: RefSeq, a predicted model, not a curated record